ACAAGAAACCAGGGCUUCCGACGAAAGACAAGAAACCAGGGCUUCCGACUAAAUACAAUAAUCUGGCGGUUCCAAAAGAAGAAGAAGCCUGAGAUUCCGAGAAGGAAGAAGAAACCAGAUGAUCCCAGUAAGCCAGUUCCAUUAAACCUGAACAACGAGGUGGUGAGGAUGAGGAAGGAGGUGAAGAGGGUGAGGGCGCUGGUCAUCAGGAAGCUGACCAGGCAGAUAGCAGGUCUGAGGAAGAAGAAGGGGAAGGAGGAAGAUCUGGAGAGGAACCGGAGGAGGGUAGGUAGACUGCUGGAGGAAAUCCAUGAGAUGAAGACACUCAAACCUGAUCCGGUGGGUGCUUCUUCCCCAAUUACAUCUGACGUACAUUAUUUUUACUUCCUUAUUUGGAAUACUGCAUGCUCAUGUUUAGUGCGUGAAUUAAUUUAAUUCCCACACCUUUGUAUAUGUGCUGAUACACAUUGCUGGUGGAAGGAGUGAAUUCCUUUUAUACAAUGUAUUGUAACAUUUCUUUGUUUUUUUUACUUUGAGUAAAAGUAUCCUGAUAAGUAUUAAUGUAUCAGGAAAGUACAAACUCUUUAGUGAAGUGUACUUCACCAAUUACAUAUCAGAUACAUUAUUUUGUACUUGGAAGUUGGAAUACCGCAGCACAUACUCAUGUAUUCAUGUCAGGCCAAAACUAUAUAUGAAUCACAACAUAGUCCCAAAACCAGAUAUCGUAAUUAUGGUUGUUUGUUAUUUCUAGGUGACCAAGGCUGCCCUCCAGAAGAACCUGAGUUUUGAGUUUGUCUGUAGGAAUCUGAAGGCCACCAUCUCUGACCGAGCUAUAACCCGUAUCGCCAAUCACCCCCAGUUCAGCAAGAAGAUAGACACCAUCAAAGCUGCCAUCAAAGCCUUCAAGGACGAAAGGAUGACAGUAGAGAAAGGAGACAAGGGAACGGUUAAAAAACAGCCACUAAAGGUGGUAGAGGUGAUCGAGCAGUCGAAGGACAGUGACGGAGGAGGGGUGGAAGAAGGUGAAGAGGAGGAAGGGGGGAAGGGAGGGGUGGUGGUAAAUGAAGAAGAGAUGGAUGAGGAGGAAGAUGGAACACCCGCGGAGAGCCAGAGUCUAAUGGUUGAUGAACCAGCUGUUAUAGAAAAGCAACCUGUUGAUAAGACUGUUAGGGUUAAAGAAGAAGAAACGUCGCCAAUAGAGAAUAAAGAGUCCCCCAUAGAGAGUACAGUAUCUGACCCUCCGCCCAAGGAGAUGACAGAGGCUGAUAAGACUCUGAUAGACUCAUCCACUCCCUUCACAAUAGAGGCCCCACAGAUAGUACCUACACAGAACAUAGUAACACAGAACAUAGCAACCAUGAAAAACACACCACAGAAGCAAGUAACCCAGAAACUCACAAAGGACACUCCAGCCACUCAGAAGACUCAUGACCCCAAACCCCAGAGAGACUGUAAAGCUCAAAAUAAGGAUGUUAAAAACAAGGAGGGGGACAAAGAAGGAGAAGAGGAGGAUGAGGAGGAAGAGGAGAGCGGCUUGGAGUCUUCGGACGACGAGGAGAAGUAUUUUGACGACAGCACGGAGGAGCGUUUCCGUAAACAGUCCUCCCAGUCGGAAGAGAGCGACAAUGACGACUUCUUCCUGGGGAAAGUCACCAAGUUCAAGAAGAAGAAGAGUGACGCGGCUACGGUGCCACCAGGAGGAGGGGAGGGGAAGAGCAGCGCGCUGGGGAAAAACCCACUGCUGGAACCAUUGGCGAGCUUAGAACCACACCAGACGGAACUGGAUAAACUGGAGGCCAGGCUGAACUCCAAGGGGAGGUCUGUCUACUGCUCCACUCUGUCUGGUUCCAGAGGUGGGAGAGACGGAGACAGGGGUGGAGGUAGAGGUGGAGGCAGGGGUAUGGGCCGAGGAGGGGGUAGAGGAAGGGACUUCCAGAACUGGGGCAGAGGGGGACAUGAUGGCCCGUCUCGGGGUCCUGGGACACAUGACGGGGGUUCUUGCAGAGGAAGAGGCCGGGGAAGGGGAGACUUUGGCAGGCAACAGGAACGCAGCGGGAUCUCCACUAACCCUUCAUCUCAGCCACCACAGCAGGCUCUGCACCCGUCAUGGGAGGCCAGUAAGAAGAGGAAGGAGCAGCAGACUCUGAUACUGGCCUUCCAGGGAAAGAAGAUCAAGUUUGAUGAUGAUUGA
Molecule: messenger RNA, 2191 nt
Organism: Coregonus sp. 'balchen'
Lineage: Eukaryota; Metazoa; Chordata; Actinopteri; Salmoniformes; Salmonidae
Source: the annotation of a GenBank genome assembly